This is a messenger RNA of Rhagoletis zephyria (snowberry fruit fly), 498 nucleotides long. RefSeq lists its product as uncharacterized. The record is from RefSeq and is a predicted model, not a curated record. Lineage: Eukaryota; Metazoa; Arthropoda; Insecta; Diptera; Tephritidae.
GUUAUUCGUCCACCUGGUUGGCAAUGUUGUAACGGACAUGUGUUAUGCAACAACUGCCGCAGCCGUUCGCUCAAAUGUCCGGUGUGUCGUGUGCCAUUGGGACCCAGAGGACGCUGCCUGCUCGCGGAUAAAUUAUUCACCGUGUUAGCUGAGAGUUUUCCCUGUGAUGGCGUGCGAAGCAACCGAGUUUCCCCAAAGGAUACUCGCAAAUGCUCACCUGAAUUAAAAGCACGUCCCACGGCGAAAGCGACAGCACGAGAACAACAAACGCAAAGAAAUCAGCAGGAGCAACAACAACCACAACAACAACAACUACAACAAAUUAAAGCCAAAGAAAUGCAACAGCAAGAUAAAAAGAAGAAGGUCAAAACUGCUGCUGGUAGCCAAAAGAAUGUGACGAAUGGAAAAGUUGCUGCAAAGGAAUGCACAGCAACAGCAACAGCAGCGAUAGGCGAAGAAGUACAACAAGUAAACAGCGCGACUGACAAUAGCAUGUAG